Messenger RNA from Schistocerca piceifrons (Central American locust), 706 nucleotides. It is a transcript of the gene NP15.6, whose product is annotated as NADH dehydrogenase [ubiquinone] 1 beta subcomplex subunit 11, mitochondrial. NCBI's taxonomy places the organism in Eukaryota, Metazoa, Arthropoda, Insecta, Orthoptera, Acrididae. The record is from RefSeq and is a predicted model, not a curated record. The transcript has a single exon. Bases 75 to 512 code for a protein of 145 amino acids.
UCACCCGAACUUUCCCCAGACGUAAGUCGCAGCAACUGCUACACUUAUCGUUGACGAAAUUUCGCAGUUUCGCUAUGGCGUCUGCUUUGGGCCGGGUGUGCAACUAUCGGAGGCUGAUGUCCAAUAUUUAUGGACAAGCUCGCUUGAUUUCUACUUCAAAAAAUAACAGAGAAACUGCUACUGUGUCUGAACCAGUGGAGCAGUUACACCCCAAACGAGAAGAAAAGAACUGGAUUAGCUAUGGUUUCGAUAUGAAGGAUAAGGAAGAGGACAGAAACGCAAUGCAUUCGACAAUGUUUUUUUCUGUUACAUUGUGCCUCGUUGUAGGCUCUUUCAUAUGGGCGUAUAGUCCGGAUUACCAGAACCGUGACUGGGCGCAGAGAGAAGCGUUUUUGGAAAUCCGAAGGCGAGAAGCACUGGGUCUACCUCACAUCGAUCCAAAUUUGAUAGAUCCAGACAAGGUUAUUCUUCCUACAGACGAAGAAUUAGGUGACACAGAAAUUAUAAUAUGAACAGGAUGUUUGGACGCAAGUGCUGAAAUAAUAAGUUAUUGUAUGGACGUCAAACAUGUAAUAGUUGCUGUCGAUGUGAUGUGAUUUGUGAAAAUUAACACGUAUUCUGUAACGAAUGUUUAUAUAAUUGUUCACUGUGUCGAUAAUAUUCAUAUGAAAAUUUUGAUUGAAAUAAAAUAGCAUUUGGAAUUUGA